Messenger RNA from Brachypodium distachyon (stiff brome), 1255 nucleotides. Its product is annotated as F-box protein At5g52880. Gene Ontology annotation, molecular function: protein binding. The transcript is spliced from 6 exons. The record is from RefSeq and is a predicted model, not a curated record. NCBI's taxonomy places the organism in Eukaryota, Viridiplantae, Streptophyta, Magnoliopsida, Poales, Poaceae. The coding region runs from base 122 to 1078 and encodes 318 amino acids.
UCCCCGGCUCCAACCGAUACGGCGGAAGAACAGGCAGGCCGCAGGCGUGCCCGGGCCCGACCUCCAACCGCGCUCUCGGCGCCGUGGCGGGUCCACGAGCCACGGCUCCGAGCUCUCGGCGAUGCCGGUGCGUCGGCGGAUGCCGCAUCAGCGGCUGGUGGAGCGGCGACAGGAGAACGGGAUCGUGAAGAGGUACAAGGAGAUGGGGAUAGCGGCCGCGCUGUCGCGGCCGUGGGACUACCCGACGGCUUGCCGCGAGCUGGCCGAGCUCCUGCGCCACGGGUACGCGGGCCUCCCGAAGGCCGCCAAGGCCCUCGUCGCCAGCGACGUCCUAACCGCCUUCCGCCUCCUCCCCGAUGUGCAUACAGGGUAUGCAUUACCGGCGGCUAAUGGUCUUCUCCAAGCGGUGGAAGUUUCCCUACCAAAGCAAAAGAAGUCGCAGGCUAUUUCAGAGUUCAAGUGUUCUGUAGUUGCACAUAAGAGGCGUGCUAGAGUUCAACAAGAGCCAGGUCCUCCACACAUACCACAUGAUGUGCUUGUUCAUAUCUUCAGUUUUCUAGACAUGCGUUCUCUGGUAGCAGCUGGUCUAGUUUGCUGGUCUUGGAAUUCAUCUGCAAAUGACAACCAACUGUGGAAAAUGAACUACUCCAUUUUCUUUAGCAUCUGCGAUGUGAGUUCAAACAGCAUACCUGUAUCAAGUGGUGUACAGAACAGUGAUGGUCUUCUUGUGCAGAAUAGCACGGAUCCAGUAUCUGGUGAUUCCAGUUUGAACUGGAAAGAGGUUUUCCACAAUAAACGUGCAGAAUACAUACUUUGGAGUUCUGCAUCAAACAAAGCAGUAUGCCGGCAAUGCCAGGCGAUUAUUUGGCUGAGCAACUUGACAUGUGCUGCUCCACACCAAUGUCCUAAUAAGAACGAAAAAGAUGGAGUAAAACUAACGCCUCUGUUACCUUCUACAGUUACAGGUUACAUAUUGAACUCUCAUGGUCGGCUAUCUUCAUCAUCUGACAGUGAUGAUACAGAUAGUGAUUCUGAAGAUAAUACGUCGAGACGAUUUUGGAGUUGUCAUUUGGACUGAGAUUAGUCUUGUAAAUUUGCUUUACUAAUUAGUUUUGUUAUACCGUAGUUGUGCACUGUUUUUGACCACUGACUACAACUCUAUGAAAGGCUCAAUGGGCGGAACCCAAGCUUAUAAGUUGUGCUCCAAUGCUAUUGGCAGUAGUUUUUCAUUAGCAAGUGAGAAUGUUUUUUUUUU